UAGCAUAUUCGGUCUCGGUAAAUUCAAUUAUCCCAGAUUUGGGUGAUUUAAUACUUACAAAGGUUUUAAUCGCUGCAGUUCAAGGACUGGUUCAUGAAUUAAUCGAUUAUCACCUUAUAACGUUGAACACGCAAAAAGUCUUUCCGAAAGAUUUCGAUAUCACAAAGAACAAUCUCGGAAAUGCAAAGAGCACAUCAGCGUGUUCCGAUUUAGAUUCGGAUUCCUCAAAAUCCGAAAAACAGACUUUGAUCGACCGAAUGCAAGAAGAAAAUCGACAGCUGUUAUCAAAAUUAGCGGAUUUGGAAAACGUAUUUAAAACAUCGUCCAUCUCUCAUACAAUCGAACUUUCCAGCAACGAAAACGAAGAAGAUUAUGCGAUACCG
Acaulospora morrowiae is the source of this 383-nucleotide messenger RNA. NCBI's taxonomy places the organism in Eukaryota, Fungi, Glomeromycota, Glomeromycetes, Diversisporales, Acaulosporaceae. The record is from the annotation of a GenBank genome assembly.